CCCAAGCAGGGCGAAGAGCCGAGCUCCAAAUCACAAAUCAGACGCCGUUCAUUGCCCUUGUCGGAUUUCCCAAACACCACGACCUAAGGUUCACGGUGUUUUGCUACUGCAAAUAUGUCAGGAACAAAACGCUUACCCGUUAGCCUGCGAGAGGGCUUCAACAAUGUCCGGAAAUCACAAGCGGGUAAAAACCCGUUGACGAUGCUCAACUUGGACCUAGUCCGCAACAUCAUAUUUUUCCUCUUCCUCUUUCGAUGGACCCGUCGCAUACUAUGGAAGCUCAAGGGCCGCGGCCUGCUGGGCACGGUGGUCGAGGUGUAUACCGAGGUUCGCCGCGUGCUGUACGGGUGGUUCCUUCGGAUGCCGGGCGUGCGAACCCAGGUGCGCAAGCAGGUCGACGAAGCCCUCACCAAACUGCAGUCUAAACUGGUCCCCACCAACGCGACACGCUACCUGACGCUGCCCAAGGAGGGCUGGGCCGAGGACGCCGUGCGCAAGGAGCUCGAGACCCUCGCCAACAUGGACCACACGCGCUGGGAGGACGGCUACGUCUCGGGCGCCGUCUACCACGGCGAGGACGACCUGCUGAAGCUGCAGACGGAGGCGUACGGCAAGUUCACCGUGGCGAACCCGAUCCAUCCGGAUGUGUUCCCCGGUGUGCGGAAGAUGGAGGCCGAGGUGGUGGCCAUGGUGCUGAGCCUGUUCAACGCGCCGCGAGGCGCUGCGGGCGUGAGCACGAGCGGUGGCACCGAGAGUAUCCUGAUGGCUUGCCUGAGCGCGAGGCAGAAGGCUUAUGUUGAGCGGGGCAUCACCGAGCCGGAGAUGAUCUUGCCCGACACGGCACACACGGCCUUCCGCAAGGCGGGUGAAUACUUCAAGAUCAAAAUCCACCUCGUUGCGUGCCCGGCCCCAAGCUACCAGGUCGACGUCCGGCGCGUCGCCCGCCUCGUCAACAGAAACACCAUCAUGCUCGUCGGCUCGGCGCCCAACUUCCCGCACGGCAUCAUCGACGACAUCUCGGCCCUCUCCAAGCUCGCCCUCAAGAAACGCCUACCCCUCCACGUCGACUGCUGCCUAGGCUCCUUCCUGGUACCCUUCCUCGAAAAAGCCGGGUUCGAGACGGUCCCCUUCGACUUCCGCCUCCGCGGGGUCACAUCCAUCAGCUGCGACACGCACAAGUACGGCUUCGCGCCCAAGGGCAACAGCACCGUGCUCUACCGCACCCAGGCCCUGCGCACCUACCAGUACUUCGUCGACCCGGCCUGGCCCGGCGGCGUGUACGCCUCGCCGGGCAUCGCCGGCUCGCGCCCGGGCGCCCUCAUCGCGGGGUGCUGGGCCAGCCUCGUCACGGUCGGCGAAGCCGGCUACCUGGCCUCGUGCACCGAAAUCGUCGGCACCACCAAGAAACUGCUCGCCCACAUCCAAGCCUCCCCGACCCUCUCGACAGAGCUCGAGAUCCUCGGCAACCCGCUCGUCAGCGUCGUCGCCUUCCGCACGCGCGCCCUCAACGUCUACGACGUCGCCGACGCCAUGUCGGCCCGCGGCUGGCACCUCAACGCCCUGCAGGACCCGCCCGCCAUCCACGUCGCCGUCACGCGGCCCGUCGUGAAAGUCUGGGAGCGCCUCGCCGCCGAUCUCGAGGCCGUCGUCGACGCCGAGCGCGAGAAGGAGCGCGUUCGCGCCGUGGAGGGCAAGAAGACCCGCGGCGGGCAGGAUGUGGCCGGUGAUGCGGCCGCGUUGUAUGGGGUUGCGGGCUCGCUGCCGAAUAAGAGCGUCGUGGUGGAUUUGGCGAGCGGGUUUUUGGAUUUGUUGUAUAAGGCCUGAUGGCCUGAUGUGGGCGUGGGUGUUUCUCUCCUGGGGUUGG
Chaetomium fimeti is the source of this 1864-nucleotide messenger RNA. Its product is annotated as pyridoxal phosphate-dependent transferase. The transcript is spliced from 4 exons. NCBI's taxonomy places the organism in Eukaryota, Fungi, Ascomycota, Sordariomycetes, Sordariales, Chaetomiaceae. Gene Ontology annotation, cellular component: endoplasmic reticulum. The record is from RefSeq and is a predicted model, not a curated record. The coding region runs from base 115 to 1824 and encodes 569 amino acids. Gene Ontology annotation, biological process: sphingolipid catabolic process; carboxylic acid metabolic process. Gene Ontology annotation, molecular function: sphinganine-1-phosphate aldolase activity; pyridoxal phosphate binding.